AUGGCGUCGGCUCGUAGGUGGGCGCGCAAAGCUGAGCGGUGCUGUUGUAUCUUUGCGACAUACUUUCCUUUGUCGUUUGUAUACGGCUUGACAUCAUGGGCUGUUUGGGUGGUUGUCAAUAUCGGUAGCGUCAGCACGAGGAGCAACUGGAUAGGCACUGGGUCUUCGAUAAUAGGUGUUGCACUCUAUCUUAUGCUCAACUGGUGCUAUACUACCGCUGUCUUUACACCUCCCGGCUCGACGACAAAUGAUAUGGGAUAUGGCCUUUUACCGACACAGAACACACCCCAAGGCACAUCCUUUACUGUUAAAAGCAAUGGCGAGUUUCGAUUCUGCAAAAAGUGUCAGGCCCGUAAGCCAGAUCGCGCUCACCACUGUUCAACAUGUCGACGCUGCGUGCUCAAGAUGGAUCACCAUUGCCCUUGGUUAGCCACAUGUAUCGGAUUGCGCAACCACAAGGCGUUCCUCCUCUUCCUGAUUUAUACGUCUCUUUUCUGCUUCUGGUCUUUCGCUGUCAGUGCAAGCUGGGUUUGGUGGGAGGCGCUGGCUGAUCAGGAAUAUGUCGAUACACUUCUGCCAGUCAACUUUAUUAUGCUGAGCGUCAUCAGCGGAAUUAUCGGACUUGUGGUUGGCGCUUUUACAUCGUGGCAUAUUCACUUGGCUCGAUGUGGACAAACUACGAUUGAGUGCCUUGAAAAGACACGAUACCUUUCGCCUCUGCGCAAGUCAUACAACGCUGCUCACAACCCCUCCAACGAUGUACCCGAGGCUGCUCGCAACUUUGUCGACUUUCACGCAAAUGCUCUACCUGGAAUCACUAGGCCCGAGGAAGGCGAAGAGCGACGAGAGGGUCCCCGAUCGUAUCCCCCUGACGGUUCCCACCCUGUUCAAAUGUCUUAUGCUCAACGGGAGCGCGAACAACGACAAAAACGGUAUGAGGAGUACCUCGACGAACAAGAUUCUGAAAAGCUUCCCAACGUCUUUGAUCUCGGUUGGAAACGCAACCUGCUUCAUCUCUUUGGCCCAACCCCUGCGCUAUGGUUCUUCCCUGUCUCUAACACUACGGGAGAUGGCUGGAAUUGGGAAGCAAGCGACAAGUGGCUCGAGGCUCGUGAUAGACUCGCAGCUGAGCGAGAGCAGCAACGAGCUCGUGAGGUCAACGCUGGAUGGGGAUCACCAGAUGAUAUCCCUGAUAUCGCCGAACGACCUACAGGUGCAGGAAAACACUAUUCUCCCGGUCCAAAACUCGCAGGUCCUAAAACUAUGAGCAAGGCUGAUCGAGUUCUUGGUCGGGAUCCCAACCUUUAUGCCGAUGCUACACAAAAUGUCCCUAUGCAACGUCUUAGCCCUCGUGGUCGAACAUUAGAUGAUGAGCUAGCAGAUCUGGACAGCGAUGAAGAUGGAUUUCUCGACGCCAACAACCCUGACCCGCAAAGUGGAAAACUGAGUCCAAGAUUCUCACCCAACCCUCAAGGUCGUGAUGACGCUGAAGCCCGCGCUCUUGAAGUCGUUACUAACGGAAACUGGGGUCGUGGUGGUGCAAGCGGUAUGCUUCGGAAGGGAAGCUCAACAAGCAGUCCUCUGAGCAGAACACCAAGCAACGUUAGUCGCUCAGGGACUCCCAAGUUUGAAGUGACACCCAAAUUCCAAGAUGAGGGCGUCGAUUAG
Messenger RNA from Fusarium coffeatum, 1668 nucleotides. RefSeq lists its product as uncharacterized. The coding region runs from base 1 to 1668 and encodes 555 amino acids. The record is from RefSeq and is a predicted model, not a curated record. Gene Ontology annotation, cellular component: endoplasmic reticulum; Golgi apparatus. Gene Ontology annotation, biological process: protein targeting to membrane; peptidyl-L-cysteine S-palmitoylation. Gene Ontology annotation, molecular function: protein-cysteine S-palmitoyltransferase activity. The transcript is spliced from 2 exons. NCBI's taxonomy places the organism in Eukaryota, Fungi, Ascomycota, Sordariomycetes, Hypocreales, Nectriaceae.